Prunus armeniaca (apricot) is the source of this 2235-nucleotide messenger RNA. Lineage: Eukaryota; Viridiplantae; Streptophyta; Magnoliopsida; Rosales; Rosaceae. The record is from the annotation of a GenBank genome assembly.
AUGACGAUGAACGAGCGUAAGACAAUCGAUUUAGAACAAGGAUGGGAGUUUAUGCAGAAGGGGAUCACAAAGCUGAAGAACAUUUUAGAAGGAUUGCCUGAGCCGCAGUUCAGCUCAGAGGACUACAUGAUGCUCUACACAACCAUAUACAAUAUGUGCACUCAAAAGCCACCACAUGACUAUUCACAACAGCUCUAUGACAAGUAUAAGGAGUCUUUUGAAGAGUACAUUACUUCGACAGUGUUGCCAUCUUUGAGAGAGAAGCAUGAUGAGUUCAUGUUGAGAGAGCUUGUGAAGAGGUGGACAAACCAUAAAAUCAUGGUUAGGUGGCUCUCUCGUUUCUUUCAUUAUCUUGAUCGCUACUUUAUAGCUCGAAGGUCGCUUCCUCCCCUAAAUGAAGUUGGACUUACUUGCUUCCGAGAUCUGGUCUACCAAGAAUUAAAUGCGAAAGUAAGAGAUGCUGUAAUAUCUCUGAUUGAUCAAGAACGUGAAGGAGAGCAGAUUGAUCGAGCUCUAUUGAAGAAUGUUCUGGAUAUAUUUGUUGAGAUUGGAAUGGGACAUAUGGAUCACUAUGAAAAUGACUUUGAAGCAGACAUGCUUAAAGACACUGCUGCUUAUUAUUCGCGGAAAGCUUCCAACUGGAUCCUAGAAGAUUCUUGUCCAGAUUAUAUGCUGAAAGCCGAAGAAUGUUUAAGGCGGGAGAAAGAUAGAGUUGCUCAUUACUUGCAUUCUAGUAGUGAGCCGAAGCUGCUUGAGAAAGUUCAACAUGAGCUGUUGUCUGUGUAUGCAACCCAACUACUUGAGAAAGAGCACUCUGGAUGCCAUGCAUUGCUGCGAGAUGACAAGGUGGAUGAUUUGUCUAGAAUGUUCAGGCUAUUUUCUAAGAUACCUCGAGGCUUGGAUCCAGUUUCAAGUAUAUUUAAGCAGCAUGUUACUGCUGAAGGAACAGCCUUAGUCAAACAGGCGGAAGAUGCAGCAAGCAACAAGAAGGCGGAGAAAAAGGAUGUGGUUGGUUUGCAGGAACAGGUUUUCGUUAGAAAAGUGAUUGAGCUUCAUGACAAGUAUCUAGCAUAUGUCAAUGAUUGUUUCCAAAACCAUACUCUUUUCCACAAGGCCCUCAAGGAGGCUUUUGAGAUCUUUUGCAACAAGGGUGUUGCUGGAAGCUCAAGUGCGGAACUACUUGCCACUUUUUGUGAUAACAUCCUUAAGAAAGGCGGGAGUGAGAAAUUGAGUGAUGAAGCCAUUGAGGAGACACUUGAGAAGGUAGUGAAGCUGCUGGCGUAUAUUAGUGACAAAGACCUAUUUGCUGAAUUCUAUAGGAAAAAGCUUGCUCGGCGUCUUCUGUUUGACAAGAGUGCUAAUGAUGACCAUGAGAGAUGUAUCUUGACAAAACUGAAGCAACAAUGUGGCGGUCAAUUUACCUCAAAGAUGGAGGGGAUGGUUACAGAUUUGACAUUGGCUAAGGAGAAUCAAGCCAGCUUUGAGGAUUAUCUGAACAGUAAUCCACAGGCGAAUCCUGGUAUUGAUUUGACAGUUACUGUGUUGACCACUGGCUUCUGGCCAAGCUACAAGUCUUUUGACCUCAACCUUCCCGCAGAGAUGGUUAAGUGCGUUGAAGUUUUCAGGGAAUUCUAUCAAACAAAGACAAAGCACAGAAAGCUUACGUGGAUGUAUUCACUGGGUACUUGUAACAUCAGUGGGAAGUUUGAACCCAAAACCAUAGAGCUUAUUGUGACAACUUAUCAGGCAUCAGCCCUGCUGCUAUUCAAUACCUCAGAUAGAUUGAGUUAUUCAGAGAUCAUGACUCAAUUAAACUUGACUGAUGACGAUGUUGUUAGACUGCUCCAUUCCUUGUCAUGUGCCAAGUAUAAGAUCCUUAACAAGGAACCAAAUACAAAAACUCUCUCUCCUACUGAUUACUUUGAGUUCAACUCUAAGUUUACUGACAAAAUGAGGAGGAUCAAGAUUCCCCUCCCACCUGUGGACGAGAAGAAGAAAGUAAUUGAAGAUGUUGACAAGGACAGGCGGUAUGCCAUUGAUGCCUCAAUUGUGCGUAUCAUGAAGAGCCGUAAAGUUUUGGGUCAUCAGCAGUUGGUUAUGGAGUGUGUAGAGCAGCUUGGUCGCAUGUUCAAGCCUGACUUCAAAGCAAUAAAAAAGCGGAUUGAAGAUCUAAUCACAAGAGACUACUUAGAAAGGGACAAAGAUAACCCCAAUUUGUUUAGGUACUUGGCAUGA